Lodderomyces margitis is the source of this 798-nucleotide messenger RNA. RefSeq lists its product as uncharacterized. The coding region runs from base 1 to 798 and encodes 265 amino acids. NCBI's taxonomy places the organism in Eukaryota, Fungi, Ascomycota, Pichiomycetes, Serinales, Debaryomycetaceae. The transcript has a single exon. The record is from RefSeq and is a predicted model, not a curated record.
AUGACAUGCACGCCCUUAGUUCCACAAGGGCCCAAAACUAUCGAAGUCAAAAUUGAAGCCCAUUCAGAGUUUGCUAAAAACACAUUGGAGUUGAUUCAACAAUCAAUCAAGUUUGCCACGUACUUGUCCAACGAUUUAAGCUCGUUUGUGAAUCAAACAACAAAUGAUUCAAUACUACAACAAAUGGACACCUUGUACAAUGGAAACACCUACCUGUUGAAUACAUUUGGGUACUGUCGUAAAGAUCAAAUGGGAAAGAAAGUGGGCUGUUAUUAUACUGAUGGAUUGAACUUGAUUGUAUGCCUUUUGCGAGAUGUUGGCUUCCAGUUGCGUAGCAUAACAGCAAGCAAUGAUCAAAUUAUUGAAAAUCAGUUUGUCCAAUUGUAUUACAACGGCAUUAAUCAGGCUUGUUCCUAUCGUGCAACCACAACAUUUCCAUGUGUGUUACAGUUGUACAAUGCUUAUGGAAAACUAGUCAAAUGGCUUGCUAUUGUCGGGAUAUGUUUGCCUACUUUCUUGUUUGUCAUUGGUGUGUUGGAUGUGAUCUUGUUUGUCUUUGUGGGAGUACUGUCGAGUUUACUUUAUCGAAUACGUUUGGGUACAUUGACCGCCUGUGGUGUUUGCUUGAACCUAAUAUAUUUAUUGACGUAUUUCACCUGGGACCACAUCGAUCAAUUGAUAACUCAGUACGAAAUAGGUAAAGUUUCCUUCCAAACUGAUAAAUGGGUUAGUUUGAAUAUUCUUCUUGCAUCUUGUUAUGCGACUCUCUUGUUCCAAUGUGGCUAUAAAAAGAGAUAG